Sorghum bicolor (sorghum) is the source of this 2373-nucleotide messenger RNA. RefSeq lists its product as uncharacterized. Gene Ontology annotation, cellular component: membrane. NCBI's taxonomy places the organism in Eukaryota, Viridiplantae, Streptophyta, Magnoliopsida, Poales, Poaceae. The record is from RefSeq and is a predicted model, not a curated record. The transcript has a single exon. The coding region runs from base 686 to 1651 and encodes 321 amino acids.
UGCCUGCGGCAAUCUCCCUUCUUCAAUCCCCAACCAAACCCCUCCUCUUCUUCUUCUUCUCCGCUCUCACUCUCGCCCGCGUCGCAAUCAUACUCGUGGCCGUGGUGGCGUGGGCCGCGCGCGCGCUUUAAUCCCUCCCAGGAUUUCUGUGGCGUCCGCUUCCUCCACCCGAAUCCCGCCAGGAUUGAGUAAUCGCAUCGCAUCGCAUCCUCUUCUUCUCCUCCCAAUUCUUCCAUCUGGGGUCGCGCUGCUUCUUUCUUCCCGAUUUGCCGCCGCCGCCGCCAUCCACUUCUUGUAGGAGUAGGACUCCGCCCUGUCCAUCUGCCCGGCCGUCCUAUCCACCUAUCCUCCUCGCUUGCGUCCACGCCAUUGCCGCUCUCUCUCUCUCUCUCUCUCUCUCUCUCUCUCUGCUAAAGUCGGCUGCUUUCUUGGCCCGGCCGGCCGGUCCGGGGGGCUUCGUCCCUGCCGGGCGUAAAUGCGCGUCCGUGCAGAGGAUCCCAGCCUCCUCCGCUCCAAAUCCCGUCCUUGUUUGCCCCCAAUUAAGAGCAGGAGAAGACGAAUCUUCUGUGCGUGCUAAUCCUAGUAGUCGCCAGAGAUGACGAACUCGUCCUGACCAGUGACCAACUUCACUUCCGCGCCGGCGGCUGCUCUCAGCUCUAAUCCCAGACCAGAGCCCCCCACUGCUAUGGCCAUCUUCUCGAUCCGCGCAUGCCUCCUCCAGCUGCUGCUAGUGCUCUUCUUCUUCUUCGCCGCCACCUCCCCCGCGGCGGCGCAGUCGCGGCCGACGUCGCCGGCCAGGAUCCUCGACGCGGCGCUGCAGGACUACGCGUACCGGGCGUUCGCGCGCCCGCGCACCGGCAUUGUCUACAACGCCACGCUCCCGGGCAACCUCACGGGCAUUGCCGUCUCCGCGGUGCGCCUGCGCAGCGGCAGCCUCCGCCGGAAGGGCUUCGCGGGCUACUUCCAGUUCGGCGUGCCCACGGGCGUCGUCGUGCAGCCGUACGUCGAGCGGGUGGUGCUCGUGUACCACGACCUCGGCAACUGGUCCGACUACUACUACCCGCUCCCAGGGUACACCUACCUGGCGCCGGUGCUCGGUCUGCUGGUCUACGACGCCGCCAACCUGUCCGCCGUGGGGCUGCAGGAGCUCAACAUCGUCGCGUCGGGUGGUCCGAUUUCCAUCAGCUUCGGUGGCAAUGUCAGGGCGGUGCCGGCAGGCAGUGCGGCCCCGAGGUGUGUGGUGUUCGAUUUGGAUGGCAUGCCGCAGUUCCGGGACCUGGUGGCCACUGAUAUGUGCUCGACGUAUCACCAAGGGCAUGUAUCGAUAGUGGUGAACUCCAGUGGGAUUGCUCCUGCUCCACCACCUGGCACAAUUCCCCCGCCAAUUCCGACCGCAGGAGGAAAUAAGAAGGGAAGCUCAAAGGCGUGGAAGAUUGCCGGCAGUGUGGUUGGGGCUGCCAUAGCGUUGGGGCUCUUGGCUGCGCUUCUGCUGUGUCUGGUGAGGCAUAAAAGGGAUAAGAAACUUCAGGUGAUGGAACGGAAUGCGGAGGUUGGAGAGACAUUGCGGAUGGCGCAGGUUGGGCGGACGCAAGCACCGGUGGCAUUGGGGACACGGACGCAACCGGUGAUUGAGAACGAUUACACUGCAUAGUGGAUUUUCGCUCUUCUGCAUAGUUCUACUAACAUGAAGACUUGAUGGUGACGGCUGAAGACAGGAUUGUCCAUUGGUUGCUUCACGCAGACAAUUUUCCAUAUCAGCAGAGGGCAACAGCAGCCGCUAAUUUCAGGGCCAAGGUUCUGCUCCAUGAGGGUUCAGCGCAUUAUUUGGGUGGGUUUGUUCGGAAGCUUAAGUUUUGUACUGCAAGAAAUGGAUAUUGUUCAUGUUCAUAGUUGCCAUGUUCAUAUGUGAGGAGUUCCUUCCAUCUCCAAGCAAGCAGGCAGCGGAGGGGAAAUCUUUGUCAUAUCAGACUUGGAGUCCUCAGUUAUUCUUUUGGGGUAUCUGUAUUCAAUAGAAAAUGGGCUUGGCAAUAAAGCGGAGGUAACAUUCAUUGCACAUUGCGUUCUCACAGCAUGAGUCAGGUGGAUUCAUGCUGUGUUGGAGAGAUUCAUUCUGUGUUGGAGAGAUUCAUUCAUCAAGCUUCGAUUUGAUUUCAUUUCUUUUUCUUCUCUGUUUCAUGUUUAGACAGCUGCUGAGAUGAUGUAGUGCUGCAUUUGUUUACUUAUCUGGUGUUGUGGUAAUUAGUCUGAUUGUGAUCAUCUACAUUUGUUGCCAUUUAUUUUACAUCCACUAUGAUUGUUGUCUGGGAAACAACUUAAGUUCUAAGUGUACAUCUUUUAUGACCUGACAGCAAUAUCAAUUGUAUAUCUUGUUAA